AUGAUGAAUCCGAGCCACGGAAGAGGACUCGGAUCGGCUGGUGGGUCGAGUUCCGGCAGAAAUCAAGGCGGUGAGACCUCCGUAGUCGAGAUGUUCCCGUCGGGUCUACGAGUUCUGGUCGUUGACGACGACCCGACUUGUCUCAUGAUCUUAGAGAGGAUGCUCAGGACUUGUCUGUACGAAGUAACGAAAUGCAACAGAGCAGAGAUGGCAUUGUCUCUGCUUCGUAAGAACAAACAUGGAUUCGACAUAGUAAUUAGCGAUGUUCAUAUGCCUGACAUGGACGGCUUCAAACUCCUUGAACACGUUGGUCUAGAAAUGGACUUACCCGUUAUCAUGAUGUCUGCGGAUGAUUCAAAGAGUGUUGUGCUAAAGGGAGUGACGCACGGUGCGGUCGACUACCUGAUAAAACCGGUACGCAUGGAGGCGCUCAAGAACAUAUGGCAGCACGUGGUUCGGAAGAGGAGGAGCGAGUGGAGUGUACCGGAACAUUCCGAGAGCAUUGAGGACACCGGUGAGAGGCAGCAACAGAGAAAAGCCAAUUCAGUUAACGAAGACGGUGCGGAUGAUAACUCGUCCUCGGUUAACGAAGAGAACAACUGGAAGAGCGGAAACUCACGGAAACGGAAAGAAGAAGAAUGUGAAGAACAAGGAGACGAUAAAGAAGAAGACGCGUCCAAUCUCAAGAAGCCUCGCGUUGUCUGGUCUGUUGAGUUGCAUCAGCAGUUCGUCGCUGCUGUGAAUCAGCUCGGCGUUGAAAAAGCUGUCCCGAAGAAGAUCUUGGAGCUGAUGAAUGUUCCCGGACUAACCCGAGAAAACGUAGCAAGCCACCUCCAGAAGUACAGGAUCUACCUAAGACGGCUUGGAGGAGUGUCGCAGCACCAAGGGAAUCUAAACAACUCGUUCAUGACGGGUCAAGACGCGAGCUUCGGUCCUCUCUCGACGUUGAACGGGUUUGAUCUCCAAGCGCUAGCUGUCACCGGUCAGCUUCCUGCUCAGAGCCUUGCGCAGCUUCAAGCCGCCGGUUUAGGCCGGCCUGCUAAUACGAUGGUGUCUAAGUCCGGUUUACCUGUUUCCUCCAUUGUUGACGAGAGAAGCAUCUUCAGCUUCGACAAUCCGAAAACAAGAUUCGGUGGAGGAGGAGAUGGGCUUGUUGUUAGUCAUCAUCAUCAUCACCACGGCCAACAACAACAACAACAACCGCAAACGCAAACGCACUUGCUUCACGGUGUACCGACCGGUAUGGAAGCAAGACAGCUCGCCGGUUUGCAACAGCAGCUUCCCAUGAGCAACCGAAUGAGCAUUCAGCAACAGAUCGCUGCUGUUCGAGCCGGACACAGCGUUCAAAACGGUGGAAUGCUGUUGCCUCAGCCGUUGCCACGUGGACCACCGCCGUUGCAGUCAUCAUCCAUCAGCAGGCAGCCGAUGUUGUCGAACCGAAGGAACAGUGUUAUCCCGGAGAGCAGCAGAGUGUUACCGACAGGUUACACCAAUCUCGCGACGCAGCACUCGUCGAGCUCGAUGGCUUACAACAACUUCCAGUCGGAGCUUCCCGUGAACAGCUUCCCGCUAGCGAGUGCGCCGGGGUUGUCGCUUAGGAAAGCUCCGUCUUACCAGGAAGAGGUCAACAGCUCGGAAGCGGGGUUCGCUACCACGCCGAGCUACGACAUGUUCAGCAACAGACAGGGUAAUGAUUGGGAUCUCCGGAGUAUUGGGAUCACCUUUGAGGCGGCGCAGCAUCAGGACGCGGAGUCCGUUGCGUUUUCGAAUUCGGAAGCGUACUCUUCUUCGUCCAUGUCGAGAAACAACAAUGCGGUUGCAGCCGUCGAGCAUGGCCGGAACCAGCACCAGCAGCAGCAGCAGACGCCGACGGGCAUGGGGGUGUCUCAUCAUCAGGGAUAUGGAGAGGGAGGGCGUGGCUCGGUGAGGGUGAAGUCGGAGAGAGUGUCGGCGGAUAAUAUAGCGGGAAUGGCGUUUCACGAGCAGUUUAGUAAUCAAGAAGAUCUUAUGAGCGCACUUCUUAAGCAGGAGGGGAUUGCACCGGUUGAUACUGAAUUCGACUUUGACGCAUACUCGAUCGAUGAUAUUCCGGUUUGA
Messenger RNA from Microthlaspi erraticum, 2097 nucleotides. The record is from the annotation of a GenBank genome assembly. Lineage: Eukaryota; Viridiplantae; Streptophyta; Magnoliopsida; Brassicales; Brassicaceae.